This is a messenger RNA of Biomphalaria glabrata, 2345 nucleotides long. RefSeq lists its product as uncharacterized. The record is from RefSeq and is a predicted model, not a curated record. The transcript is spliced from 6 exons. Bases 265 to 933 code for a protein of 222 amino acids. Lineage: Eukaryota; Metazoa; Mollusca; Gastropoda; Planorbidae.
GUAAAUUAAAAGAGGGGAGAAGUUAAUAAGUAGCCUAAUAUUCAUUUUUUUUCCUGGUAAGAAACAAUGUGACUGUAUUAGGCACUGCAAGAGCAAACGGACAUAGAUGUCACAUAAGAUUAAAAUGUCAUAGGGAAAAAAGUAGAAUUUUCACUUAAACUUUUUUUUUUGAUCUACAAUAAAUUCGUUCGAAUUGACUAUACCAGUAUUUAUUUUUCAAAGUCAUUCAAGUAGACGUAAGCUAGUAAACACAUGAAAUAGAAAAUGCUUUUAACGCGAAAAGCAAUAAUACUUCUAAUCUUUGUAUUAUUUGAAGAAUCAGAUGGCUAUUGCCCUACUGCUAAAGAAGGUGAGACAGUAACUUUCAUAGGAACAUUUACACAUACUCUUAAAGAUCCCGUUGAAAUAAUAUGGUCAAAGGAACUAAUAUUGUCAGAAGAAAGAAUAGAUUAUACCUACUCAAGGUGCGAUCGUCUCAGCGAAUGCCUAGAUUCAGAGGACAAGACACAAACAUCCUUGGUAUUAAAAGGCAACAACGUAUACGAGUUUUCAUUUCAAAUCAAGAAUGUAACAAAGGACGAUUUCGGCUUGUGGAAACUGAUGUACAGUGGGGUUUUGGUUUUAGAACAUGGGGAACCUUUGUACACUUGUAAUCUUGAACCGACAAUCAACAUAACGAGCCAGACAGAAAGAAAUGAAUUUUAUUUUUUAAUCAUUUCAAGCAGCAUGAGCAAAACUCUACCAUUGGUACAAUCUAAACAAGCAGACCCUAAUGAAAAUCACUGGUUUUGCAUUGAGGCAGGCCUAGUUGGUGCCAUCCUUGUGGUCACGUUGGUCAUAGUCAUCAUGAUGCUCAUUGGUGUAGGUGUCUACUGUUAUAAUUGGAGAAAAGGAAAAGAAAAAGCCGAUGACAAAUUGCCACUGAUAUCUUAAAACCCACUCACAUAAAAUCAUUAUCAAGAUUCACUACACGAUUUCAUUCUCCGUAAUUAUUUAUCUCGUUCCGUUAGUAUCAUUCGUUCUGCUUAAUUUGUGUUUCAAUGUUUAUAUUUUAUAUUGAAUUUUAGGAGAAUGCAUGCUAUAUUUACACAUCACAAAUAAAAAUGUAUAAAUCCCAAAACCAAUUUAGUUAAAUAGGAGUCAAAUCAACUUUGGCAUUGUCAAUUAGGAUAGAAAGAGUUAAAACAUUUUUUUUUAUUAUGAAUGUCUUACUAUCUGAUAGCAAUUAUACUUUUAAAAAUAAAGUGUUAAAGAUCUUUUUGAGUAAAUAUGAUUUUUCAAUUAAAUCUAUGUAAGCUAUCGAGUGUUAUUUUGUUCAAUAUCUACUACACCUAUCAAUGCCUAGAAAUGUUUAGGUCAAUUUAUUUUUUAAUUAUUGUAUUUAUAUCACUUUUCUUUCAUUACAAUUUUGUAAAAUUUUCUUGCUGUAUAAAAGUAUCCUUAGUGGGUUUUUUUCUCUCUAAGCAUUUUUUUCUGCGUCACAACUUUAGCAUUUAUGAUAAAUAUUUGAUAUGGAAAAUAUCUAUUUUUCAGGAAACCGAGGCUUAAUAACUAGCCAUUUUAAUAUUUGAAACAUUUUAAUUAUAUUUGGAUAUUUAAAAAGACGACAUAAUGCCGAAAGUGCUUGUACACACAAACAUCACAUGCACGCGCACGCGCACGCACACACAAACACAUAUUAUAUAUAUAUAUAUAUAUAUAUAUAUAUAUAUAUAUAUAUAUUAGUUGUGAUAUUAAUAUGAAAUGUCUAUUAUAUAAUAGCAAGUUAAAUAAAACAUAUUUCGACUUCAAUUCUUGCUAAACUUUUGGUCAAAUGGACACAUCCACAUACUAAAUUGAAAAAAGUUGCAUUUUCCACCAGUGAAAACUAUUGGGAAAAAUGUCAAACAUUGAGUUAAAGGAGUAAACUUUUUUUUUUAAUAAUUGAUUUACUGUUAUAAUGGUAAUCUUUAAAAAUUUAUUGUAGAUGUAAUGUAUUGGUUCCUUACACAUGUAUAUUAUUGUUUUUCUAAGAUGUCUAUGUUCUCAAUAUUGCUUUAAGAAAUAAAUCUCUUAUUGAAGUAUAUAAAUUAAACAAAAAUAUAAUCAUAUGUUAUAAAUAACUACAAUUAAUGAUUUGAAUAAUGAUGAUAUAAUAAUUUUACAUAAAUGUUACCAAAAAAAUCUUUAACUGUGUGUAUUAAUGUCAGGUGCAAACAGGUAUUGCAGAUUAGUGUACAACUAUUUCAGCUUGUUUAAUACAUAAAAAGUGAAAUAAAAACACCAUAUAUCACAAGCAGAAUACCCAUUCAUAAGCUGUUAUUGGAGAAUGAAAUUUUAUUUAUACAGUAAACAGAAGAAAUACA